AUGGCGACGACAGCCCUGCAGGCCUCCAAUGCCUUUCAGCGGCUCUCACCCCGCUCGCCCGCACCCGCACGGCGGCUGAUAGUCCUGCUGCUGCUGUUGGCGUUGCUAGUGCUCGUGUGCGGGAGCAGAGGCGGCGAGGGGCUGGGGGAGGAAGGGGGCGAGGGGAAAUCGGAAGAGCAGCAGGAUGCGGAUGAGGAUGAGGAGGAGGAGGCUCGGCGCGCAACGAUAGGGCUGUUGGCGCACGGGUGGAACGACGUGCGCGAGUGGCGCGCGGCGCUGGUGAAGGGCGUGGAGUACGUCAAAAUCGACUUUUCCUGGAUGCCGCCCGCAAGGUGCAAACUGCAGGUGCGGCACCCCUCUCAGAUGCGCCCUGCAGGUGGGACGAGGGACGAGGGGCUAGGGGCGAGGGGGACUUCCUUCCCCGUGCUGCUCCCUGCCCUCCCCUUACCGUCCUCCCCUGCUUCCAUCCUCGCUCCUCCCACCUUUCUCACUCUCAUCUCAUCAUCCCUCCUCUUCCCUUUCCCCCCCCACCGCACCCCUUCUCCAUCCCUCCAUUCCUUCUUCUCUCUGUCCUCCUCUGCCUUCCGUGUUCAUCACAGCCAGCUGUGCCCCAAGAACCGUCCACUCCUCUGCACCACCAAUCACACCCGCGCUGCCAUGUCAGCUCAAGUCACCAGUCAUGAUGUGCCACGUGGCGACGUUGCUGAAGAGAAGGCCAUCAGAAUGCGCCCCACGGUGCCACGUGGCAGCAGCACGAGAGUGCUGAGAGGGAUGGCACGUGGUACAGAUUUAUCCAGUAAAAACAACACCGCCAAUGCAGGCGCAUCUGGUGCAUCUGGGACAGGUGCAUCUGAGACAGGCGAAUCUGGUGCAUGUACAUCUGCAGCGAGCGGGGCAAGGCAGGGGGGAGACGGCAUAAGGUGGGGGGACGAGGCAGUGCGGCAGUGGAUGAGGCUGUUUGACGACUUCUUCCUGCGUGCCUCUACCGCCCUGCAAGAGCUCCACCUCAACACCGAGUUCUUCCUCAACGACAUGGGUGGAAAGUGUGUGGCGCAGCGGUGGCGGCCGUGGGUGAUAGCAUGGGACGACAACGACCUCACCAGCCGCCCCGCCACCACCAACGACCCGCAUGAUGCCUCCGACCGCUUCCAGGUGCUCAACCAUGACGCCACAUUCACCUGGUGGGCGGCAGCAGCGCAGCAGCAGUUCAUGAAGUUCAAGGACUCGCCCUAUGCCCUCGUGCUCUACGAGCCUCAGGACGAGAGGGCAUUUGCCAUGUUUGCAGACGUGUACCUCUCAGCCAACCUCACCCACACGCCCGGAUUCCGCUUCGCCUCCAACAUCGACCCCAUCAUGUUCCGCCUCUUCACCGCGCCCUCCUCCCACCUCGCCACCCACGCUCCCUACGCUGAUGACGUCGCCUCGCCGCCUCCCCCCUUCUCUCGUCCUGCCGUGGCCGUCAUUCCACUGCCCGCCAACUCCACGAGAUAUGGUGUGGCUUGGCAUAACUUUUCCUCCUCCUCCUCCUCCUCCUCCUCCUCCUCCUCCUCCUCCUCCUCCUCCUCCUCCUCCUCCUCCUCUUCCUCCUCCUCGCACUCCUUUGCCAUCCUAACCAUCCAUUGGCUACCAGACAGCCCACUGGACCCGCCCUCCUCCCCUGUCUACACUGUUCAAAUCGCCCCAUCCCUCCCUGCCGCCCACCCGCCUGAAACAGUGAUCAACAGCAACCCACUGCCGGGCGGGGAACUUCUGUCUGCUUGUGAGGUGGAAAGUGGAAAGGGGGGUAGAGCUGAUCGCAAGGGGGGAGAGACUCAAACUGGACAGGUGGGGUCUGAGCAGGUGGGAUCUGGGCGGGUGGCAUCUGUAAGUGUGUUAGACCUGCUGUACGGCAUGACAGUGGCUGUCAGAGAUGGCACGUUUCAGGGAGGAGGGGCAGGAGGAGAUGGGAUGGGAGAGGGAAGUAGGAGGAGGAGGACGGGUGUGGACGGGGUUGUGCUGGUAGCCAGUGAUGCGUGUGGCGGCCAUAUCCUCCUGUGGCUCGCUUAUGACUCGCUAGCUCUCACUCUUAUAUCGAGGAUAGACCUUCCAGAGCGUAUGCCGCAGCAGGCUGGCAGUAGCACGCAGCUUUCCUCAGUCGCGUGGAGCACUGUUGGUCUGGAGAGACCAGCUUCUAACGAGGAUGGGGAGAUUAGCAGUAAACAGCAGCAGCGGCAGCAGCAGCAGCAGCAAGGGAAGAGCCCAAAGCAUGGGGAGGAUGAGGAGAGGGGAGUGGAUGGGUCUGGAGUGGUGGUGGUGGGUGUAGAGGCGUACAUUCCAAGUGGUAACCACCUUCUUGAUGACUCCACAAAAGCAAGUGGUGGAGAUGGGCAGAGGGCAGACGAAGAAGCAAGCAGGCACAGCAAGGGUGGAGGGGAGAGGGGGAGCAGCAAGGGUCAAUCAUGUGGGCUCAUGGGUCGGGUGCUAGUCUGCUCUCUGCCUCCUCUCCCUGCUCAUCACGCUUCCAACUCCCCAGCGGAUAAUAAUGGUAGCGGUGCUGGUGCUUUCAGCACUGCAUGCGUGUCUCUCUGCCUACCCACGCACUCCCUCCUGCACGCCGCUCAGCAGUUGGCCAAGGGGGGCACGGAGAAUGACAAGGCGGUGGGAGAGGCAGAGGCAGAGGCAGAGAGUGCCCCCCCUGAGCCACCCGCUCAUAUUCAAGUGCAGGUCACCCCACCUCCUCUUGCCAACCCCGUGCCCUUCGCACGCGGCUCCAUGCCAGCUGUCAGCAUGGCAUUGGCUGCCGGGAAGCGGGUUGUGGGCGAAGAGAGGAAGGGGGAGGAAGGGGACGCGCGGGUGCUGCUGAUACACACGGAUGCCUUCUGCUGGAACUCCUUCGCCCGCCACGACACCCCACUGGGCUCCCCUCAGGUGUGUGACCUGCCGCGCACCAUAUUCGGGGCGUCUCAACCAGGCAUCCUGGCAUACACUUACGGCCGCCUCUCCACCCUCCACUCCCGCCUCUCCGCCACACACGCCUCCUCCACCUCCACGCUAUCCACCACAACCACCAACUCACCGCCAUCCAACGCCAUGGUGGCAUCGGCGUGUGACAGCGCUCUGCUGCACGGCACGUACGACCAGGGCGCAGCCGCCACUGCAGCUGCCAUUGACGUUGCAACUGACGCCGCCACCACUGGUGCCGCUGCCACCACUGGCGCCGUUGCCCAUGCGGCUGGUUCUGGACAACGGGUGCGGCACUUGGCUAUGUCUCACUCCUCCAGUGCUGCUGCUGCCACCAGUGCUGCUACUGCCAACGGCGCGCGCUUUGGAUAA
Closterium sp. Naga37s-1 is the source of this 3312-nucleotide messenger RNA. NCBI's taxonomy places the organism in Eukaryota, Viridiplantae, Streptophyta, Zygnematophyceae, Desmidiales, Closteriaceae. The record is from the annotation of a GenBank genome assembly.